AUGGCCAGCAACGGAACUAACGGCGCACACGCGCCAGCUCCAGCAUUCGAUACAUCAUCGACUAUUCCUCUGUGGCUGGACGGGAAAGAAGUCAAACUCUCCUCGACCUUCGACGUGAUCUCUCCCGUCGACCACAAAACCCUGUACAAAUGCUCUUCCGCUGACGAAGAGGAUGUGCACAAAGCCAUCGCCGCCGCCGAGAAGGCAUUCACAACGUGGUCUAAGACGAAGCCAGCCUUCCGGAGAGACAUCUUCCUCCGGGCGGCCGACGAGUUCAAGAAGAGACGAGACGAGUUACGGCAUUACAGCCAUAGCGAGACGGGCGCCGCCGAGUCCAUGUUUGCCUUUGAGCACAACCUAGCUUACGAGGCCUGCAAGAGCAUCGCGGGCCUCAUCCAGGUCGCCUCGACCUCCACUAUGCCCGUUGUUGGCGAAGAGGGUAGCAGUGCUAUGGUGGUCAAGGAACCAUAUGGUGUGAUCCUGGGAAUUGCGCCGUGGAACGCACCCUAUGUCCUGGGUCUUCGCGCGUGCUUGCAACCUCUUGCCAUGGGCAACACAGUCAUCCUCAAAGGCCCUGAAGCAGCUCCUGCAACAUACUGGGGCCUCGCCUCCAUCCUUCACGCAGCAGGGCUGCCCGCGGGCUGCCUCAACACUAUCUAUCACCGCCCUGCCGACGCGGCAAAGGUCACAACAGCGCUGAUCUCUCACCCAUCCAUCAAGAAGAUCAACUUCACGGGUUCUACAGCUGUGGGCGCCAUCAUCGCCUCCCAGGCCGGGAAGUAUCUCAAGCCGACGGUCAUGGAACUGGGUGGUAAAGCGCCCUCGAUCGUCUGCGAAGACGCCAACAUCUCCACCGCAGCUCUACAAUGUGCAUUGGGCGCGUUCCUCCACGCGGGCCAGAUCUGCAUGUCGACGGAGCGCAUCAUCGUGCACGAGAAGGUGGCCGACCAGUUCCGCGAGGCGCUCAAGCAGACCAUGGACCACGUCUUUGCCGAAACACCCGAGGGCAUGGGCGUGCCGCAGCUCGUGACGUCUGCCCCUGUUACGAAGAACAAGAAACUGCUCGAAGACGCGCUGUCCAAGGGCGCCAAGACGCUGUACGGCGACGCUUCACACAAUGAGGAGUCAUCAACGCGUAUGCGUCCCGUCGUGAUCGAGAACGUCUCCCCCAAGAUGGACAUUUACCACACGGAAUCCUUUGGUCCGACUGUGUCGCUGUACGUGGUGGGCUCCGACGAGGAGGCCCUUAAGAUCGCCAACGAUACCGACUACGGCCUCGCUAGCGCGAUCUUUACCGAGGACCUGCGUAAGGGUCUGCGGUUGGCCCGCCAGAUCGAGACCGGGGCUGUACACAUCAACAGCAUGAGCGUCCACGACGAGGCGGCCCUGCCGCACGGCGGCGUCAAGAAGUCUGGAUUUGGGAGAUUCAAUGGCGUGCCUGGGUUGGAAGAGUGGGUCAGGACAAAGGUCAUUACGUGGAAGGACUGA
This is a messenger RNA of Fonsecaea multimorphosa CBS 102226, 1488 nucleotides long. RefSeq lists its product as uncharacterized. The record is from RefSeq and is a predicted model, not a curated record. Gene Ontology annotation, molecular function: succinate-semialdehyde dehydrogenase (NAD+) activity. Lineage: Eukaryota; Fungi; Ascomycota; Eurotiomycetes; Chaetothyriales; Herpotrichiellaceae. Bases 1 to 1488 code for a protein of 495 amino acids. The transcript is spliced from 2 exons.